Daphnia pulex (common water flea) is the source of this 7592-nucleotide messenger RNA. RefSeq lists its product as uncharacterized. NCBI's taxonomy places the organism in Eukaryota, Metazoa, Arthropoda, Branchiopoda, Diplostraca, Daphniidae. The transcript is spliced from 2 exons. The record is from RefSeq and is a predicted model, not a curated record. Bases 745 to 7437 code for a protein of 2230 amino acids.
AAAGUAAUAAAAUAACAAGUCCCGGAGAGGAAGAGAUAAAUCUACAGACGAGUUUCUGUCGCGUGUGUUUACAACGCAACAAUGUCCUUGAAUGGAAGCUGACUAGACGUUUUUUGAAACCCCAUAUGCUAACCCAACUCUUUUACUACUUCAUCAGUCGAGUCUACUUCUGAACUCUUGUCAGUUGCAGUUGCAUUUAGAUGGAUGGGUGAGUCAGUGUUUAAUGCAGCGGGAAAAAUAAAUCUUACUUCUACUAAAACGAUUGAAUUGGUCUUAUGGUAAGUGAUUCACAAUUUCUUUACCGUAAAAGUGUGUAAAUUUAGCGCGAUUAAAAACUGAAAUCACUCAAUAAGGAAUAAGCGUACGCAAAUAUCCUGUCAGCAUCAAAAUCCCUCACAUGUUUAAUUGUCUACAACUAAUGGCAAGUUAUUUUUUUAAUUUUAAAUCAGAAAGUAAAAAUUGAAAAAUGGCUGAAAGGCACAACGACAAACUCACAAGUUGUCGCUUCAUCCGAGAAAUUGAGCAUUUAUUUUCUAGCAUAGAGCCCUAAACUUUGAUGACAGGAAAAUUCAAGAAUUUUCUUUCAUUUCUAAAUAAAAUAUUGAAAAAGGGAGACGAAGCCUGUGCUAACUCCUAGACUGUUCAAAUAUCAAACGCCAACUCUGACAUUUUCGAGUCGUGUGCAUUAGAUGACACAGCAAGUUGUACAAGUAUCGUAUUCCAGCUUUUUAAUGAACUUUGGACAUGCCACCUAAAAGGAAAAACCCAGACGGGACGGGACAUGGUGCGUCUGCCGAUCCUGUGGAUGAAACCCAAUCGAUCGACGAGAAUUCACCGACAAAAUCGACGGGGACUGGGACUGGGUUAAAAAAUUCCCUCCACGGUAAUGUGUUCCAAUUGAAACUUUUGGUGCUCUUCUUGAUUCGGGGGAUCAAAGCCAAAUACCAGUUCAAGUUGGGGACGGAAAUACCCGGAAUGGGCGGGAAAUUUGACGACUUGAUUUUCAAGUACGAAGUGCCAGCUGAUGAAGAUUCGAUGACGCAAGAAGUUCAAAGCGAACGCUAUCGUUACCUACAAGCAAAACACAAACAGAACGAAGAAAAGGGAAAAAUCACGGCAGCUAAUCUUCUGAACGACAACGACGGGGAUUUCAGCCUACCCAAAUAUUUCCGUUCCUAUUGUGGUGAAGUCAUUAAUGGAAUUAACAGAUGUCUGCCUAACAACGUCCGGGACUGCAUCAUUUGCACUAAUAUUGGAUUCGACGAUGAAUUGAAGCUUAAAGAGGCUGGCAUCGAGCUGCUAUCGUUCAGAGACGACGAGGAUGAAAUUUUAAACUUCGACAACAAAGUGUCCGACGCAAAAUCGCCGAUUCGUUACAAGUUAAAGAAAACGGAAAAUCUGCUACGGAAAAUGUUAGAAUGGACCGACAUCCAUCUCUUGGCCAAGACGUUGUUAGAGUACGUAACAGAUAAUAAAAAAUUAGCCAUAACCUCUCCCAUAUUCAAAAAUUACCACGUUGCUUUGGUCGAAGAGAGAGUUAUAAAUAAAAAAGAUGGGAAACUUUGUUCAACAUUUUUGGAAGGAAACAGUCACUUCCGUGAAAUACUUUCAGAGAUAACAUUCGUUAACUGCUUGAAGAAUCAAAAUUUCAAUGUUGAUGACAAGAAAAAGAUUCGAGUUGACGGCACAAAGAAAUUACUAAAAGAAUUCGAAGAAAAAUCGUUAGAAAAUCUUUUUCCAAAGUAUGACAAAAAUAAGACAGAGUCAAUGAAAAUGGAUUUUCGCGUUUUCGAGGAUUUCUUUGACGAUUUAGUGUCAGAAAACAUCAUUGACGCAGUUGGAGGGGAAAAAAAUGAGAGAUCCUUUAACGCAAACUUUAUCGAAGGAAAAGAUUUAUCUGAAAAAGUAUCGGAUUUUCGAGGGAGACUGCGCAAUGCCGUUUUCAUUCAUUUCUGGAAACAUUUGACUUUUACACUCAGCAAGGAGUUCGGCAGCAGAAAAAAAAACAGUACAGGCACACCGAAUGAGAAUAAAUCGCUCAAUGACUUGGUUGGAGAGAAGGAAAUUGGCGAUUUCUUGGACAAACUCGUCUUUGCCGUUCACACACCCAACGAAGUGCAACUCGAUGAAAUACUGAAAACGGAGGUGAGCGAUCGCUACAAGUUGAACGAAAGUGACUUUCAGUCGGAUUUUAUUUUGAGAAACAUGUUGGACUGGUUCAAAAAGAAAGAAUCGACUUUUAUGACAUCGGCAGAAGGGAUUGAUAUCUUGGAAAACGCAAAGAAGAAAAUGAAGUCGUUGCGCUUGACGGCAGUGUCGAUUGACUAUCAGAGGAAGCUGAAGGAAGUGUAUGGAUUUAAUGAAGAAUCAAUUCAAGAAAUGGCGGAAAAGCUGAAGCAGCUGCUAAUUUCUGAGAAUAGCGUCAAACGAAUUAUUUCUGAAUUGCCAAAGCGAACGGCCGUUAAAGUUAUAGCAGCACUAAAAGAACUGAGGCAAAGUAUUUCAAAGGAGACUACCAGAGAUGUGACAGCACCGGAAGAGACUUAUUUUAAAAGAAAAGACAGUUACUUGAUGGCGCCAUUAAUUGAGUUAAAAAACAACCAUGAGAAAUAUGAAAAUGCAUUGAAAUCCGGCAUCUCGCAUCAUCUUUUGCUUGUAAUUUGUGAAGACGGUAUUUCGACAGAAGGUGAAAAGUACUACGAAGAACUUGUCAAUGAAACAAGUAGUCCUAAAAAGGUGAUUGUCAUCAGUAGUGAGGGUGUUGGAAUAAAAGAUGAUUUGAAAUUUACUGAUUUUAGCAUCGAGUUUAAAAAAGCUUUACUCUCCAAAAAAGUUUCAUUUCAAGGGGCGACACUUGCAGUGGCUGAUCUGAUCAAAAGGCAUAAAGACCAAACUCUAGACGAAUUAAUUCAAAGUGGUGAACCAGAAGAGAUUUUCGAUUUGGAUUCCAUUGAGGAGCUGAUAAAACAAGAAAAAUCUCAAAUUCAAAUUCCUUCCUUAAGCUCAUCCCGGUUCGAAAAAUCCCUUUACAUAAAAAGGCAAUUGUCAUCCGCAUUCCCACUCGACAAUGAAUUUUGGGAAGAAGUUGCAAAGCAGCUAGAGCUAGACAUGGAGACGAGCGACGGAUAUUCUCUAGAAAAACUUCAGGGUGAAUGCAGAGUAAACAUACAAGGAGAAAUCAAGUGGAAUGACCCGAUCGUUAAUGACGAAUUGAAGACAAAAAUUUGGGAAAAAAUUAAUUCUGUUUUAGAGAAAAGAAAAUCGUUGACGGUUUUACCGUCAAAGACUCUAACAGAGGAUGACUUGUCGAUCGUCGAUCGUCGUGAAAAAGUCAAAAAUCCCGGGGUAGUAAUCAUUGCCGGUGCUGCUGGAUCGGGCAAGUCCAGCAUUUUGUCGCAUUACUACGAAGAAAUAAAAGAAAAGGACCCAAAACAUUGGGUGAUUAUUAUCAAUUUCACGGACCAUUCGAAAGAAUUGUUCAAGUUGAACUCGUAUGAAGUGAAUCUAUCCACCACUAUUGAAAGCCUUUUAAACUUAUCCGUCGUCGUCGGCAACAGUCGGUUUGGUCGUUCAAUGUUGAGACGUCGUCUAAAUUUGGGUGAAAGGAUUACAAUUUUGUUUGACGGAUUUGACGAAAUCGUCAAAAGUCAGUACCAAGAAACUGCCAUUCGGGUCAUUAGUGUUCUUAGGGAAAACAAAUCGGCUGGAUUGUACGUGACCACUCGCUCUCAUACGACAAGUAAUCUACAAUUCCGGUUGUCUCAAUUGAACUAUGAUCUCGAAAACUUUAGCAAAGAAGACCAAAUAAAUUAUUUAACCUCCUUAUGGAGACGAAAUUUUAAUGAAGACGCCCAAGACAAUCUUUAUCAUUUCGCUGAAUUGUUGGUCGAUCGAAUAUCAAAAACUUUAAAGGACGGCGAUCGAGCUUUCAUCGGAAUCCCGUUGCAGUGCAGAAUCCUUGCCGAGUGUUUCGAGACCGACGUUCAAAAAUCUGCUCAAAACCAAUCGGAGCUCAAUUCACUUGUCGAAUCCAUCGAUCGGAUGAAUUUGGAUGUGGCUAAUCUUUAUCGUUUACUUUUAACAAAGAAGCGCAAAAUUUACGAAGAAGAGAAAAAGGCUCUGUCGCAAAGCAGCGACCUCGCUGAUUACCACGCUAAUUCCGAUAUUGACAAUUUAGAAUUGUUCCUCCCAAAACUGGCCAUCAAGACAAUUGUUUCAACCAAGGAAGAAGUUCACGUUUUGUUGGGAACACAAGAAAAUUCAAUGAAGUCGAAAUAUGAACAGGAUAAGAAAAUUACAAAACGAAUGGAUCACUCCGCUCGAUUUGGUUUGCUGGAUGAAAACGCGGAGGGCAAGGUCCGCUUCUUGCACCGAACAUACGCUGAGUACAUGAUGGCCGAAUAUCUUUACACUGGAUUCCUUCUCGACGACAAAAAGCGAAACCACCUGCUGGACUAUGAUUCCGCACGAAAGUUAAUUAUCGACAAAAUUUUGGUUAAGGAACAAUACGAUGGCGUGCAAGUGUUUUUCGAUGCCAUGUUGAAAAAAAUUGUUAGUGACAAUAAAGAAUGGGAAAAUAUAGUCGUUAAUAAUUUACCAGAAAGAUUCUACAGAUUAGCUGAAGAUUUGUAUCGCCAAUCUCUCCGGCAAAACCAAAAACCAUUCAUAAGUAACCCUUCAAAUGCGCUACGAAUUUCUGUAGUAAAUAGAAAGGAACAAAUAUUUAAUUUCUUGUGUGACUGUCUCGACGCAACUUUUGAUAAAUCAACCGUUACAAUGGCUGUGACCAUCUCAUUUUUAUUAAAGUGCGGGUUUGAUUCCAUGAUUACUUUGAAACAUUUUUGUCAUCAACACAUUAAAAUAUUUCGAAGAGUUAUUGGCUAUUAUGGUGACGUGCUGCAGAGCGAUGAUAACAUCAAACAAACAGAUAAAAUUAUUUGUAGGCUUAUAAAUGGAUUGCCACUGUCUGGGUUCGAUGAGCAUUCUGACUGGAAUGGAUCAGAACAAAGACAAUUAGUAGAUGAAUUGCUGGAUUUCAUGCUGGCGAAUAAAAAAGCUAUCGACCUCAUUUUCUGUUCAGAUAGAGAUGAGCAUUACAUAAAGCCCAUGUUUGCAAUGUUUAUCUUCAACGAAAACUACGACAGUCAUCUACACAAGUUUUUGAAGAUUUUGUCCGAUUCAAAAUUUUAUUCUAACGAAAAUAAUUUCUCGAAUUUACUCAAGAAUGUACUUCAGUCUGUUAAACGAAAACACAGGCCUAAGGAUCGCAUUGGAAAGACAAUAACUAUUUUACAAACACUUGGACGUCAAGAUGUAUUGAUUAAAAUGCAUGGCCUAUUCCUCACAAUUGAACCUGAUGCUUUUAAAGGUAUCUACUCCCCCGCAAAUUAUUACGACAUUCCACACCUAAAAACGAAUCUUUCUUGUGUGCUGAAAUCGGAUUCUUAUCGCAUGACCCAUAUUCAUCAAGCAGCUUUUCACGGAGACACAGUAGCAAUAGAGAAAAUACUAACAAUAGUCAAGGAAAUGUUGACUGAUCCAGAACUGAGAGACAAAGCCGAGCAAGUGGUUAAAAUUGUUUCACGUGACGUUUUUGGCUUCACGCCGUUCUAUCUAGCAGCCGUCUGCGGUCACGAAAACCUUUAUCGCAACAUGCUGGCGUUUCUAAAGGAUGUCCAUCCCGGGACACCACAACAAAUAUCUGACAACUUUCAAACAUAUUUGACUGCCACCGACGGAUUCGUUUUCCAUGCUUUGUCUGACGCCAUGGAAUCAGAAAACUUAAAUAUGUUCCAAACGAUUCUAAAUGCUGUAAAAACAGUUUUGGGGCAAAAAUGUUUGCUGCACUUGCUCAAGUCAAAAACCCGAGAAAACAAAGGUAAAAUAAGAUAUGAUCAUUACCCAGCCUAUUGCUGGCCUACCUCCAUAUUCGGUGUCGCCAGCUGUUACGCCGAAUUGUUCCACAGUCUAGCCAAAAUUGUCGUUCAGAAUGGUAGUAAUGAGAACUAUCAAGAUUUGGAUGAUUUGGUCUUCUAUUUUCUCAAAACAGAAAGUUACUACCGAUUCACACUUAAACACAUCAACGCCGAAAUCCUCCAAGGAAUGUUAUCGCUAAAGGGUUCCAAUGACUGGACAAAACGCCUUCUAGAAAUGGAAGAAUUUCUCGUUGACGGAUUUGACUUAUUGUCAAAGCGACUGUUAAAGAAUUUCAGAGAUGAUCAACUAGAACAAUUCAUUGAGAUGAUAAUUUCCAAUGAAACAACAACAGAUAAAAGUUACUGGAGCAAAGUAACGGAAUCAGUUAUUCAAAAAACAGGAAUCCAGGUGGAUGACAUUUCCUUAUUUUUAAAAUGCGUGUCGGAGAAACUCGGCGAAAGUUUUGUAGUGAAACUUGUAACUCACGAUGAUAAGGACGUUACAAUGCGCUCAGAUGAGCUCGCCGAUUGCAUGUUUGCCCAUUUGUCAAUGGAAAGACAAGAAGAAGUGAAACAGUAUUGGAAGCAGAUCGCUGCCCCAAUAAUCAACGAAAUCUUUUUUGAAACGACGUCAAAGAACUAUUGGCUCAACAACGAACGUACAUUUAGGAAUGCAGAUGUUAAGUUUUACUUGAAAUAUGGCAGCGAUGCUCAACUCUCGGAUUUCGUCAGAGUCGUCACCUCCUUACAUAAUGUGGAAGCAAAUAAGCCGUGCAGUGUGUGGGGAUAUGUGUUUCAAAACGAUAGGGGGAUGAAAGAAAUGACGCGCAAAAUCUUGAAACACGUAGGAGAGAAAGUGGAGAUUUUUUGUCGAAAUGCUACAAAAACACUUUUGCUUCAUCAAAUCGACGAAGAACCCCUCAUACUUGAAAUAGCAGCAUCAUGGAAACAUAAUGUUGAUUCGGUGUUACCAGCAAUGUUGAGCCAUUUACCAAACGAGAUACAAGACGAAAUGCAACAGUAUCUGAGGGAAAAUGUGCCUAAAUUAGUCGACAAGGCAUUUUCUAACCCAACGUUAUUGAUGCCAUCCGGUCAAUCAUACAGACGUUUGAAUACUUUAAAUUUUCUCCUCAACUUUUGCAAUGAAAAUCAACUUCAACUCUUUUACGAGAAAAUCACCUUUCUGAUGGACGCAUCGCACACCAUGAAAAAGAUAAGCAUCUGGGGUGAUUUAUUUCGUUGUGAUUGUGAGCAAGAUGACGUAACAAUGAUGGACAAAUUCUUGGGAUGCGUCUCUAAGAAAUUAGGCUCAAAAACGGUCAAAAAGUUGAUCCUUCACGCUGAUGAAGGCAAAGAUGUCGUCAUAUUGCUCAUAGCAUCGCGUGGAGAAGACCAAAUGGCGGACACAAUGCUCAACUAUUUGGAUGAUGUCGAAGAUCGAAAAAAGGUCCAACGUAAAGUGGAUAAACAUCUGCGCAAAAAGUUUAAAGCCCCAGCAAGGAAAGAUGCUUUUCGCUGUUGAAAAGGCUAAGCGAGAACAAUACAGAAAUGUUCCUUUGAUGGUAAACAUUUGGGUUCUUUUACCAAUUCAGCUUACAUACUGAUAAGCCAAUAAUGUUAUUUGUAUGCUUUAGCAGUUCUCUCUCUUGUUCUCACAAAUAAAAUUCCUGUAACAGA